ACCAAGUCAGAGAUGCAGGUUGAGUUCUUCGUGAGCGACAAUCAGGAGGUCGUCAAAGAUAUGGUGAACAUCCAGAUCGGAGACGUGAACGAUAACCCCCCCACCUUCCACGGGCAGCCGUACAGCGUUCAGAUCCCCGAG
Austrofundulus limnaeus is the source of this 141-nucleotide messenger RNA. RefSeq names its product cadherin-23. Gene Ontology annotation, cellular component: plasma membrane; cell-cell junction. Gene Ontology annotation, biological process: homophilic cell-cell adhesion. Gene Ontology annotation, molecular function: calcium ion binding. NCBI's taxonomy places the organism in Eukaryota, Metazoa, Chordata, Actinopteri, Cyprinodontiformes, Rivulidae. The record is from RefSeq and is a predicted model, not a curated record.